Molecule: messenger RNA, 1872 nt
Organism: Electrophorus electricus (electric eel)
Lineage: Eukaryota; Metazoa; Chordata; Actinopteri; Gymnotiformes; Gymnotidae
Source: RefSeq, a predicted model, not a curated record
CAUAACCAAGCUUAUUAGCUAGCUAGAUAGCCUAUUUGUAUAUUUUCUUCAAAACGUAAAUGUUAGCUACCUCAUUUUGAAUAACAAAAUACAAUUGUUUUUAUGCUGAAAAAAUUCCUUCCUUUUAUAAGUUUGUUGACUUCAAGACAGAAGGCAUGCCUCCUCCAAAUACAAUGUACUGUGCCCAGCAGAUCAACAUUCCUCCAGAGCUACCCGAUAUUCUAAAACAAUUCACUAAGGCUGCUAUUAGAACACAGCCCCAUGAUGUGUUACAGUGGGCUGCUGCCUAUUUUGCAGCACUGUCAAAGGGUGAAGCUCUUCCUGUCAAACACAGGCUAGAAAUUCCAGUAGCAACACAAAAGACAGACACUGGGCUCACUCCAGGCCUGCUUAAAGUCCUUCAUAAACAGCUUUCAUUUAAAGAAACUGUUAUGAAAGGAGAGUUGCAGCAGAAGUGGAAAGGCCUGUGUUUACCAAUGGAACAACUAGAAACACUCCUUGCACUUGGUAACUUCGACUUAGAAAUGAAGUGGAUGCAUUUCUUUGCUCUGGGUUGCAGUGCUUUGGGUGGGACAAUUAUCAGUGCUCUGAAGCAUGCGUGUGAAAUCCUCACAGAGGAUCCAGAAGGUGGGGCAGCUUGUGUACCCUUUGACAUAUUCGUGAAUCUGUACACAUACCUGGCCCAGUUGGACGGAGACAUCCCUCAGGACCAAAUAGAUAGCUUCUUGCUUAGUCUCCAGGAGCUUGUGGAGCGCCAAGGAGGUAUGGUGCAGCCAGCUAAUUUCACCUCAGCAGUAUGUGAAGGGGCCAAGUAGAUCUAAGGACAGACAGGUCUCAGAUGCGCCCUUCUUGUUCGACUUUUUUUUUUGGUUGUUUUUUUGUAUUUUGUACAACUGCGCUACAAAAUACUGGAAGAAUGGCAUCAUGUUUCCUCUACAAAAUGUGGUUUCAUUUGAUUAUAUCCAAUAUUGUAAGAGCUUAAUGAAUUGAGACUUUUGUUUUAUUUAAAUAAGGGUUACUGGCAUUGGUAUUGAUCUGUGAGUUAUUUGGUGUGUUUAUGAGCUGCUGAACGGCUCUCCUGUCUGUUUCUCCUGUUUGUGUUUGUGGUAUGUAGCACUGCAUCUCUAAACAUGCUCACUGGAACUUUAGGUACUUAUAUGAGCUACUUUUGUUUUCAGGUUUGAGUGUGUGUGUGCUUUCUGAGAAGUUUCUCCUCUAUGUGCUGAAUCAUUCACUCUGAUGCUGUUGAUGGCAAUCAUAAGUGAUUCAUUGUAUUAAAAUAAGUUUCCCAACACACACACACACACACACACACACACACACACACACUCACACACACACACACACGAACACACACACACACACACACACACAAACCAAUAAGUUAACACAGCACUAUUCCCAUUUUUUAAAAUAAUGUUUAUAGGAAUAAAAGCUAACCUCCAUUUGAGGCAUUGUUUGUUGGAUAUCUUACAGCUGGAGGUAAACCCUGCCUGCAGCACAUAACAGCACAAUCAGUUACUAAUUCAUUAGCUCUUAAUUGCAGCUCAGUGAAAUGGAGAGCAGCUAGUGACUAAUUGUAAUCAAAUAAGAGGUGCUCUCUAUUUUCCUGGGCAUGUUAGGAAGGUCAUUCAUAGUACCUCAAGCAAUUACUAAUUAACUGAUUGACCUACAGUGUUCAAUGAAUAAGUGAAUAAUUAAUGUUUUUUGUGUUAUUAUUUUAAAAUAAAGAACCCUCUCCAUUUUGAAAAGGUUGCUGAUGCAAUGAGGCCAUGCUGCACAAAGUGUAUCAAACCAGCAAAUGUUCAGAUUUCAUAAUUACUUAUGAAUUAUAAAUGAAAAAUAAAACACCUCGAUAAAAAAAUUAAUAAA